AAAGAUCAGAUCCUGUGGACCCCACCUCCAUUUUCGAGUUUGGUUUGGUUCUGAGGUAGAUUUCGGUUUAACUUCCAUCUUUCAGUGUAACCCUUGAAUAUCUCGAUCUCUUUGAAUUCACUUUCUCCGCCGAUGAGACGCCUCCGUUUCAUGUAACGCCUCCUCGAGCAUCUUAUAUAUAGAGGUCGUCUACGGUGAGUUUACUUUGCCUCUUAACUUUUCUCUCCCGACGUUUCUUCGUGAAUCUCAGAACCCGCCGUUACGAAAAUGAACUUGUGAGGAUUGUUUCGAUUCUAUUUAUUUGUUCUUUCCACCGAAGGACAGAGAUUUCGUUUCUUCAUAUAUAAAAACUUUCAAAAUUUUAUUUGUUUUUUCCGCGAGGAACAGAGCUUUUCGUUUCUUUUAGACAUGAGCAGAAUCGGGGGGAGCGGAGUAGAACAAUAGCCAACAUCGUAUACAGAGAGGCCUACGAUGGCUUGCCACAAUCAACAGUAACCUGUUCGAAAGUGACUGCUCUCAACCCCAACUAAGAGGAAGUCAUAAUCCUUCUUGUCUCCAUCAUCGUAUGAUCCACAGCUAAAACAUGUGUCUUCCCAUUUGCAGAUAUGAUAUGACUGGACAGUUGACACAUGUGUAUAGCUUUGGGGUUGUACUCCUUGAUCUUUUAACAGGGAGGAAACCUGUGGAUCAUACGAUGCCACGCGACCAACAGAGUCUUGUAAUAUGGGCUACACCGAGGCUUAGUGAAGACGAAGUGAAGCAGUGUGUUGAUCCAAAGCUAAAAGGAGAAUAUCCUCCUGAAUCAGUAGCUAAGCUAGCAGCGGUCGCAGCAUUGUGCGUGCAAUAUGAAAUUAUGAAUCAGAGUUUAGACCGAAUAUGAGUAUAGUUGUGAAAGCUUUGCAUCCACUUCUCAAAACUCCAGCACCAGUUCCAGUAACCGAACCCUGAGUUUGUGCAACAGAGUUGGAUUCCUUCGUUCAUACAAAGUUAGAAUCUUUCUCUUUGAUUUGGGGAAGAAAACAAAAAAAAAACAAAAAGUAAAAGUAAAAGAUCAUCUUUAUUUGAGAGGAUGGAAAUUAUUAGUUUGCAUUUUGGUGUGAAAGGAGACAGUUUUUUUUUUAAUUUUGCAUGUGUCAUGUGUGGAUUGGAAACAAGGCUUUUUUUUUUGGCUGUGCUUGUCGUGGAGAACAAUGAUGUAUUGCAUUUGAAUAUUUGGUCUCUUCACUAUAUUGACAACUCUUUUAAGGUUAUCUGGUUCGACCGU
Raphanus sativus (radish) is the source of this 1264-nucleotide messenger RNA. RefSeq names its product PTI1-like tyrosine-protein kinase 2. NCBI's taxonomy places the organism in Eukaryota, Viridiplantae, Streptophyta, Magnoliopsida, Brassicales, Brassicaceae. The record is from RefSeq and is a predicted model, not a curated record. The transcript is spliced from 4 exons. Bases 584 to 880 code for a protein of 98 amino acids.